ACCCGAGGUGAUCCGGCAUGUACAUAAUAGCAACUCCGGUAAUAUCAAUUUCACACACUUAACCCCACAAACCAUGGCUUCAAGAAGACAGAAAAUGAAGGGUGAAACAACUAGUCUUGUUCCACCAACAAGGAGAGUGAAGGUUACUGUAUGCAGUUCUAGUUUGAUGGAAGAUGUAUCGGGCCUUAUCCAGUACAUCCAACAAAAGUUACCCGAUGUUGUGGAAAAGGUGGAAUUUAGAUCCCUCCCGUACAACAUCAGCGACAUUGACAAGUUCGAUUUGAGAGGAAUCGAUGUCCUUCUACUCUGCCACUCCAUAGACAACAGACGAUUCUCAAUAACUGACGUCACAGAUGCGUUGUAUGAUAGAUUCCUGCCAAGGGCUAAGAAAUAUUUUGGAAAAGGUAAGGUAGGAGUCAUCGUCCAUGACUUUUCAGAAAAUCACCUUUCAGAGGACAAUAUUCCUUCUAAAAUGUCUACUUUUCGCCACACCCAGCCUACAACGUUCCAGUGUGCAUCGCUUGUUCUGAUUGGAGGUCAGCUGUCACAUGAUCUAGUCGAAUUGACCAAUGAACAGCGCUCUGAUCUGCGACAGUUCUGCUCGGCAACACCUCAGAUUUGGUCGGAAAGAAUUCAAGUGAUGCUUUACAGACUUGUGUGCUUUAUUACAUGUGGAUAUCUGAACUGAGAAUUAAAAAAAGAUAUAUAAUUUUUAUAGGGAGAGAUAGAAACCGAGAUAUCGCCGAAAAAACAUUCUUUUCAACUCAUUUCAUUUUAUUUAGUACUUUUUUUUUCGUCAGUUUAGACAAACUUUGCCUUUUUUUCGGCAAGCUCCUUCAUUUUACGUUUAUACUCAAAUCAAUUAGGCCAUUUUUAAUAUACAUGUAUUAAGUUUCCGAUAGUCAUGCUACUAUGCCCGUUUCUCAUGACAUAUUUGACUUCAUCGUGCUAUGUUAUAAUUUGGUAAAUCUGAAACGGGCAUUAAUUAGAUCAAAUCGAAGAAGGGUUCAUCCCGUUCAUCAACUUCAUGUUUGGCGAAAGACCCCCAAAGCUGAUCAUACUCCGUCUCAAUCGAAUGAAAUAUGACCUUAUAGAAAGCAAAAGUGGCUCUAUACGUGUACAUGUAGAUAGUUGUAGUAAUGUGUUCAUAUCUAAAGACGAUAAUGAUGAUGCUGAUGAUAAUAAUAGCACUAAUAAUAAUGAUAAUAAUAAUAACCAGCAUUUAGUACGCUUUCCAUAGUAAAACUAUGUCACAGUGUUUACAAACACAUCAGACUACAUAAUGACCAUUUAAAUGCAUGUACGAAGUAGAUAGAAAGAAAGAGGUAAGUUUUCAGAGAUUUCUUAGAUUGAUCUGUCAUGUCUGUAGUGUACUUUGAUGAAGGGAGGGGGAUGUUGUUCAAUUCUUUAGGAAUGCUAGACUAAAUAAAAUGAUGACAAUUAUAGGUCUUCUAGUAGGGGCUGCAAAAGAGGAGUGCUAGGACGAACUUUGAAAUUUCCCUUCCUACCAGUGGCGUACGAAUGGGGGGGGGGGGGGGGGGCUUGGAAGGGCGCUUGCCCCCCCCCAAAAAAAAAAAAAGAAAUCAGUAAACCAGAUAACAAAGGCUGCAAUAAAUGCAGGGAAUAUUCCAUUUAAUAAUAUUUAUAAUAUAAUAUAAUCAUGCAAUAGUUUUGGUAAAUCUAAAGAUGUUUGGUGCAAUUUUAUGCUGUUCUUUAAAAACUGUACUUUAUGUUUGCACUUUUCUUUUCAUCUCUUCUAUUUAUUUCCCUUCUCGUAGCCCUUUCUUUUGGUAUUUGUUGUUUAGUUGUACUCUUACAGGCGUAUCCCGACACAAGCACAUGGUGCUAUUUUUACGCCUCCUUCCAUGUAAAUAAAUUACAUACAUUGUU
Molecule: messenger RNA, 1890 nt
Organism: Lytechinus pictus (painted urchin)
Lineage: Eukaryota; Metazoa; Echinodermata; Echinoidea; Temnopleuroida; Toxopneustidae
Exons: 3
Coding region: 74-688 (204 amino acids)
Source: RefSeq, a predicted model, not a curated record